This is a messenger RNA of Penicillium atrosanguineum, 282 nucleotides long. RefSeq names its product Amphiphysin. NCBI's taxonomy places the organism in Eukaryota, Fungi, Ascomycota, Eurotiomycetes, Eurotiales, Aspergillaceae. The coding region runs from base 1 to 282 and encodes 93 amino acids. The record is from RefSeq and is a predicted model, not a curated record. The transcript has a single exon.
AUGAGUACCAUCGAGCAGUGCCCUGCCGAGGCAAAUGACACAAUCGUCUCGUUUCUCAACUUGCGCGAUAUUUGCAAUCUCCGCCUCACGAGCCGCGGCCUGGCACUCAGGGUCUCCGCAGCCCCGUCUCUCGGAGCCCACCUGGAGCAAAGACAGGUCGAUGUUACAGAGCGCAGCCUCCGGGCCGUAGCCGAGGCAACAGCAAAGCCCGGCCGACUAGGUUGCUUCAUUGACGACUUGGUACUGGUCGGCGUGGUGAACAACACCAAAUUCCUUACGUAA